Molecule: messenger RNA, 1648 nt
Organism: Micropterus dolomieu (smallmouth bass)
Lineage: Eukaryota; Metazoa; Chordata; Actinopteri; Centrarchiformes; Centrarchidae
Gene: fkbp6
Product: FKBP prolyl isomerase 6
Exons: 9
Coding region: 238-1218 (326 amino acids)
Molecular function (GO): protein binding; peptidyl-prolyl cis-trans isomerase activity
Source: RefSeq, a predicted model, not a curated record
UUUUAAACUCAUUUGAGUUACUACCCACCGCUGAGUAGCAGUAGUCAUUGGACACACACUGUACUUUUUGGACCUCCGGGCUGCCCACAUUUGAGUCUCAUUUCUUAUGAAGGUCACCUGACUCUCAAUUGACUGACCCAAACCUGAGCGCCAAAACAAGGCUAGGACCUACUUUUACUGUCAGUUAAGCUACUUGUUUAACUACACUACAAGAAACCCGCAUUUACCGCCAAUUAGAUGUCAGGAAACGGGUUAAUAUCCAGUCUCCGGCGGCUAAUAAACCCCGAGGAGCGGCCGAGGACUCCGAGUCCGUUUGAGCAGCUUAGCCAGCAGAUGAACGAUAUCUUGGGAGAUGGAGGGAUCCUGAAAGAGGUGGUCCAACCUGGAGAAGGCCCACCUAUCCCUCAAAAUGCUUCAGUAUUGAUCAAUUACUCUGCUUUCCUGGAAUAUUCUAACCAGCCUUUUGAAACUACCACUAACCUCAAGUACCCGCGGAUGAUGAAGUUAGGGAGAGAUGUGACACUGUGCGGACUGGAGCUGGGUCUGUUGACCAUGCAGAAAGGAGAGUUCUCUCGCUUCCUCUUCCAGCCCCAGUAUGCAUACGGAGAGCUGGGAUGUCCUCCCAUCAUUCCUGCUGCUGCUGUGGUUCUGUAUGAGGUCCAGAUCCUCGAUUUCCUUGACUCAGGACAAGUGGACGACUUUAUCGCACUGAGUCCGGAGGAGCAGAACACUGUUCCUCUCUCCACGCUUCUUGAAGUGGUCAACACAGUACGCAGCUUUGGCAACCGCUGCUUCAACCAGAGCCGUUAUGACAAUGCCAAAGACCGCUAUAAACAGGCAUUGAUGGUGCUGGGGAACAGGGAAACACAGUGCGAUGCAGAGAAGGAGAGGAUCAAGACAGCACUGCUUCCUCUCUAUCUGAACCUUUCUCUCACUGAGCUCCGUUUGGAGAGCCCACACAAAGCCCUGAAAUAUGGCAACAAAGCCCUGGAGAUAGACUCCACCAACACAAAGGCUCUUUUCCGCUGUGGACAGGCGUAUCUGGAGCUGCAUGAGUAUGAGAGUGCCCAGGGUUGCCUCAUAACUGCUCAAGCAAAGAAGCCCUUUGACAGUGACAUUAACAACCUGCUGAGGAAAGUGGCUAUAUGCUACAAAGACAGCUUGGACAAAAAGAAAGAGAUGUGCUCCAAGAUGUUCAGAGACUUGCGAGGCAAAUGAAGAUGUAGAGAUGAGUAAAAUGAUGAUCGUAAGGAGCACAUUUUCUCUCCAGGAAUUCUGAAAGUUACACUGUUUUUGUGUUUUUGCAUAUGUUACAAAAGGAAAAAUAUUGUACAGCUGUAUUGUUGGCGUUCUUCUUUAGUAAGUUCUUUGAAAGUCUUCAAAUGUUUGGCAAUAAUGUAGCUCAACAGUUGUGUUUCUGUGUGAAGAUCUGCUUUUUCAGAAUUUGCUUUCACCUCAAAUUACUAAAUAUGAAGGCGGGAAGAACAUUUGCAUGAACAGUCCCAGGGAACCUUGAGUGGCUGCAUUUUCUAUAAAGUUGCUACCUCUCCUCCUUAGACACUUUGCUGGUGUAUAUUUGAAUGGGGUCUAAGCACUUAUGAGGUGAUAAUGGAAAAAAUAAAUAAAAUAAUGAAAAAAUCUUUCACUA